Molecule: messenger RNA, 1588 nt
Organism: Bombina bombina (fire-bellied toad)
Lineage: Eukaryota; Metazoa; Chordata; Amphibia; Anura; Bombinatoridae
Product: TSC22 domain family protein 3
Exons: 3
Coding region: 154-573 (139 amino acids)
Biological process (GO): regulation of transcription by RNA polymerase II
Source: RefSeq, a predicted model, not a curated record
UCUGAUGUCAUCACAAGCUAUUUAAAGAGGAGUAGCUCAGAAAUAGCAGUCAGUUUGCAUCUUGUUGCAUCAGCAGUAGUUAACAGCUAAAGCUUAGAGCUGGGUGUCCCAUACAAUUGUGUUGGAUUAAAGUAAACCUAAGUGGCAGUAAACAUGAGCACGGAUAUGUACAACUCACGCAUGGAGGUGGCAGUCUAUGAGCUGCACAAUUUUUCCAUCUCAUUUUUUUCUUCCCUUUUGGGUGCCGAUGUAGUGUCUGUAAAACUGGAUAACAGUGCAUCUGGAGCAAGUGUAGUGGCAAUAGACAAUAAGAUUGAGCAAGCUAUGGAUCUAGUAAAGAAUCAUCUAAUGUACGCUGUACGAGAGGAGGUGGAGGUCCUUAAAGAACAGAUAAAGGACCUUGUGGAGAAAAAUUCUCAGCUGGAGAAAGAGAAUUGUCUACUCAAGAAUCUGGCAAGCCCAGAACAGAUGAAGAAAUUCCAGUCCAGGCUGCCCUCUGAUGAGACAAAUGUCAGCAAAAAACUAGAUUUCCUGCACCCAUCACAACCACGCUCAGCUGGUUCUGCAGUUUAAGUGGCUCUGUCCUUGGAGUGGGCAGAGCCACGGAACUUUUCUACUUGUCUCCUUCGAUACAUGAGAAAAAAAUGUAUUUUUUUCCCCCUCUAUUUAAAGUGUCAUCUCAGCCUGGAGGGUCGUUAACUAGCCUCAACUGGCAUCAAGAGAUGUACCAGUGCUAGCAUGAGCUUCUUCAAAAGUUGUUCUUCAAGAGAAGAGCCGGAGAAGCCACAAUGGACUCUUAAAGAAGAGUACCAGCAAGCGAGAGCUUGAUCGCUUUGGAACCUGCAAUUCUUGGCAUCAUAAAAACAAGAACAUCAAAAACAGAUGCUGAAGAACACCAAAAUCUGCUCAAUACAGAUUCUUAGCUGCAGAGUACAAGCUGAUAAGAUGGUCUCUCCCUCUCUGUAGACAUGACUAUAAACGUUUCCACAAUGGAAAGCAGAGAGUUGUGACUGACCUCAAGAAAUAAGAGAUUGGUGAAGAACAGGCACUCUGAUCAGUUAGAGUAUAAUGCCUAGCUUUGUGUGUAUCAACAGUUUAAAAUGGAGUUCUAGAUUUGACUAACAUUUGCCACCACAAAAGAUUGGUGGCAUGUUCAUAUGACCACAUGUAAGAGGGCUCCUUAGCUUAGUUUUACAGUUAAUGUUCAGUGUUGGUUAAGCAUGUCCAGGAUAUCCUAUGGCUACCUUGGAAGGUGAAAGAUGGACAAUGUAUAUUUCUGUCUUUUUAUAUGUUUAAAAUAGAAUCUUUUUUUUUUGUAUGGUUUUCGUCUCUCCAAGCCGAAGCAUAUCGGCUGACACAAUGGGCGUCUGAAAGUACUUACACAAGACACUUUAAAUCCGGGAAAACUAAUGGACUCUGGACUUUUUAUGCUGCAAUAUUAAUGACUUCAGGGUUUCUGAUCCUCAUGCUUGCCUUACAAGGCUUGUUGGAAUUUAUUAUUUUUCUCUAAUUUUACUGUUAGAAAGAUAUCUACUGCAUUGUACAGUACAUGAUGGAAACUGCAAUAAAACUUUUUUUAUAUAAAGAA